Caenorhabditis briggsae is the source of this 405-nucleotide messenger RNA. Bases 1 to 405 code for a protein of 134 amino acids. Lineage: Eukaryota; Metazoa; Nematoda; Chromadorea; Rhabditida; Rhabditidae. The transcript is spliced from 3 exons. The record is from RefSeq and is a predicted model, not a curated record.
AUGAAAAUCCACACCACUCUCUCGAAAGCCGUUGGCGAUUCAUCGGAUCUGCCAGAUUUUCUCAAUGAAACCGACGUGACGUCAUCAUCAUUUGAAUCUUCAACACACAUCCCAUCGUCUACAAUGAAUCCAUCAUCUAGACCUAGACCGGUGUUCGGCAUGGAUUUGCAUUGUCCAAGUAUUGAAAAUGCUGUCAGUACUUGUCCGAAGGACAGCAACUGGGUCUACUACACAUGUUGUGGUGGAGCCAACAUGUAUUGCUGUGAGCACAUUCAAACGUGGCUUCUCUCUGCUCUCGCCGUAAUUGCUGUUUUCCUGACUCUCCUUCUGAUUGGCUGUUGUGUUCGAUGCUGCUGCAGUUACAAACGCAAGACACAACAAAGCUACAGUUUCGAUGACAAGUAA